This is a messenger RNA of Sander lucioperca (pikeperch), 761 nucleotides long. RefSeq names its product butyrophilin subfamily 3 member A2-like. The record is from RefSeq and is a predicted model, not a curated record. The transcript has 3 exons. Bases 21 to 761 code for a protein of 246 amino acids. Lineage: Eukaryota; Metazoa; Chordata; Actinopteri; Perciformes; Percidae.
UCUGUUUUUUUUCUCUUAAAAUGCAUUUUCAGAACUCCAGGAUGAUUAACCCGUUUCAUAAAGCUUUGGCUUUCCAGCACAUUGUGCUCAUCCUCCUAACACACUCCUGUGGAGGUCAGUCUCAGGUUGGUGAUCCACCUUCCCUAAUAGUGGCAUUAGUUGGUGAUGACAUCAUCUUGCCAUGUCACCAGGAACCGGCAGCAGAUGCUGUUUCAAUGAUCCUGGAGUGGGGGAGACCUGACCUGAAACCCAGAUUUGUACACGUGUGGCAUGAAGGUCAAAACCUUCUUGAUAACCAAAACCCAUCCUAUAAAGGAAGAACAUCGCUGUCCACUGACAAACUGAAGCACGGAGACCUUUCACUAAAAUUGUCCAAAGUAAGACUCUCCGAUAGUGGAACAUACAGAUGCUUCAUUCCAAAACAGAGCAAAGAAUACACUGUGCAACUUCUUGUUGGUUCUGUCUCCUCCCCCGUCGUAGCAGGGAUUAACAUAAGCAGCACUGCAGUGGUUCUACAGUGUGAGUGUAAAGGCUGGUAUCCAGAGCCUGAGGUGUUGUGGCUGGACGGUGAGGGAAACCUCCUCUCUGCUGGACCUUCAGAUACAGUCAGAGGUCCUGAUGAUCUCUAUACUGUCAGCAGCAGAGUGACUGUGGAGAAGAGACACAGCAACAGCUUUACCUGUAGAGCCCAGCAGAAGAACACCAACCAGACCAGAGAGACAGAAAUUGGUAUGAUUUAUUUAUUUCUUUAUUUCAAUUAG